AUGAAGUGCCUCGUGCUUGCCCUGAGCCUGGCCCUCGUGUGUGGCACCCAGGCCAUCUUUGUCCCCCGGACCGUCCCGGAGGACCUGGACGUCCAGAAGGUGGCUGGGACGUGGCACUCCAUGGCCAUGGCGGCCAGUGACAUCUCCUUGCUUAACACUGAACGCGCCCCUCUGAGAGUGUUUGUGAAGGAGCUGAGGCCGACCCCUGAGAACAACCUGGAGAUUGUCCUGCAGAGAUGGGAGGAUGGCAGCUGUGCCGAGAAGAAGAUCUUGGCAGAGAAAACCGAGGUCCCUGCCGAGUUCAAGAUCAGCUACCUGGACGAGAACAAGCUGCACGUGCUGGACACUGACUACGAGAACUACAUGUUCCUGUGCAUGGAGAACGCCGCUGCCCCAGGGCAGGGCCUGGCCUGCCAGUACCUGGCCAGAACCCUGACGGCCGACGAGGGCGUCAUGGAGCAGUUCCACACAGCCCUGAAGCCUCUGCCCGUGCACAUCUGGCUCCGCUUCACCCCGACCCAGGCGGAAGCCGGUCCCACUGUCCCCUCCUUGGGCCUCGAGAGGCGUUUCUCCCAUCCCACCCACAGCCCUGUUGGUGUCGGUGCCGUGGGUCCUGGGCGUGAAUGUGUCCUCAGGGCCCCCGUGCUGGGACACCCGCCGGCCACCAAAGGCCGCAUAAGAGGCGCUUCUGGAGCCCGCAGCCUGGCGCUGGGACCUUACCUCCCUGCUUGA
This is a messenger RNA of Rhinolophus ferrumequinum (greater horseshoe bat), 732 nucleotides long. Its product is annotated as beta-lactoglobulin-1-like. Bases 1 to 732 code for a protein of 243 amino acids. The record is from RefSeq and is a predicted model, not a curated record. Gene Ontology annotation, molecular function: small molecule binding. The transcript is spliced from 6 exons. NCBI's taxonomy places the organism in Eukaryota, Metazoa, Chordata, Mammalia, Chiroptera, Rhinolophidae.